This is a messenger RNA of Orussus abietinus, 4273 nucleotides long. Its product is annotated as importin-4. The transcript is spliced from 15 exons. Lineage: Eukaryota; Metazoa; Arthropoda; Insecta; Hymenoptera; Orussidae. Gene Ontology annotation, molecular function: nuclear import signal receptor activity; small GTPase binding. The record is from RefSeq and is a predicted model, not a curated record. Bases 82 to 3333 code for a protein of 1083 amino acids. Gene Ontology annotation, cellular component: cytoplasm; nucleus. Gene Ontology annotation, biological process: protein import into nucleus.
UCGAUUGGGGUCGACAGCCCGGUUAUAUCCGCUGCAAGGUGUUUACGGUUGUUUCUCUGGAAAAAAAAGAGAUUAAUCACGAUGGAGGAGAUACUGUUAAAGCUUUUGGUAGCCGACAACAACGUAAUACAGCAGGGUACUGCAGAACUGCGGGAAGCCUUUAAGAGGCCGGAAAGUACGCCGGCGCUUUGCCAGCUCAUAGUGUCCUCAUCUAAUCCAGAGAUCAGACAGUAUGCAGGCUUGCUGCUCCGAAAACGAUACAGUAAAAGCAAGCACUGGUUGAAAUUACCAGUUAAUAUCCGCACAGAAUUCAAGGCAGUCAUUUUACAGGGACUCGUCAAUGAAUCAGAGAAGUCCGUGAAGAAUUCAAUAGCCCAACUGAUAGGUACGAUAGUGAAGCAUGAACUUCCUAACAACAGCUGGCCAGAGGUGCUGCAAUUCGUCCAGCAAUUGGUCACCAGUGAGAAUCUGGCUGAGAAGGAGCUGGGAAUGUACACUUUGGCCAUGAUGACGGAAAUUGCUCCAGAUAUAUAUUUACCGCACAUCCAGUCGAUCACCAUUCUUCUUGCCCAGACAUUGAAUGGUCUUCAGGAACUGGGCAGUCCUACGGCGUUCUACAUUAUGCGGACUUUACUGCACCUCGUGCCUGUGAUUGAGACGAAUCCGAAUGUAGUUAACACCUAUGAGCAGAUGAUACCUCAAGUGAUAGCGACUAUCCAUCGUUUGGCGGUGACUAAUCAAGACCAAGCCAUCGAGGCUUUCGAGCUGCUGGAUGAUCUCUGUGAUAGUGCGCCUUCCGUGAUUACUCCCCACGUGAAGACUCUCCUCAACAUGUGCCUGAACAUGAUUCCGGAUGAAUCUCUGAGCGAGUCGUUGCGAGUAAAGGCCGUCGUCUUCAUCGGCUGGCUCGCCAAGACGAAGAAGAAGGCGAUCAUCAAGCACAAGAUGGAGAGGCCGAUCAUCGAUGUGCUCUUCACGCUGAUGUCUUUGCCUUCGGAGGAUGAAUCCGACGGAGUCUACUUCAGGGACGACGACGAUGACGACAACACGCCCAUGGCGUGCGCCACCCAGACUCUGGAUCUUCUAGCACUUCAUUUGCCGCCUGAGAAGUUGAUUCCACCAUUGCUGGAACCGAUAAACGCCGGAAUCCAGGGAACUAAUCCUUACGCGAAGAAGGCUUCGUAUUUGGCGAUAGCCGUUCUCGCCGAAGGGUGUUCCGAGUACAUCCGAGGCUCCUACCUAGAAACCUUCCUCAGGUGUAUCUGCCGAGGUAUCACGGACUCAGCUCCAGUAGUUAGGAACGCUGCUCUCUUCGCCCUGGGUCAGUUUUCGGAAUAUCUUCAGCCGGAAAUCAGUCGUUAUGCCUUCGAGUUGUUGCCGGUGCUCUUCGAGUACCUCGGUCAGAUCUGCACAUUAAUAAAGCAGGGCACGGAUGGGCAACCUUCGGUUGGCCGGAUCUUCUACGCCCUGGAGGUCUUCUGCACAAACCUCAACGAGGGCCUUCUGCCUUAUCUGCCGACCCUGAUGGAGAGGCUCUUCGAGGUCUUGACCCUGGAGAAAGCUUCGGUUCACGUGAAGGAGAUGGCCUUGAGCGCUAUCGGGGCCGCUGCAAAUGCCAGCAAGGAGAACAUGCUCCCCUAUUUCGAGAAGAUCAUCGCCCUCCUCGACAGAUACCUUAUGGAAAAGCAGGACCAGUCGACCAUGUGUCUGCAGAUUCAAGCGGUUGAUACGUUGGGCGUCCUGGCUAGGACCAUCGGCGAGGAGCACUUUGCACCUCUGGUGGAGAGGUCCCUCAAUUACGGGUUGCAGCUCAUGAAGGAGACCGAGGACCCUGAGCUGAAGAAGUCCAUCUACGGACUCUUCGCCUCCAUCAGCAGUAUCAUGAAGAAGAACAUGGCUCCGGCUCUCGCGCAAAUCGUUGACCACAUGAUUAAUAGUAUACGCAGCACGGAGGGUAUAGUGCCUCACUUCAAGGACGACGAGACCUCGGCUUUCCCUGUCUACGAGGAUCUCAGUGAAAACGAAAACGAGGACGAGGAGGAUAUCGAGCACACCGACAGUGAAGAAGACAGCGACGACGAAGACGUUGCUGGUUACAGCGUGGAGAACGCUUACACCGGGGAAAAGGAAGAAGCCAUCCUUGCUUUGAAGGAAAUUGCAGAGUAUACGGAGGAUGCCUUUCUACCGUAUCUGGAGAAAUCCUUUGAAGAGGUUUUCCUGAUGAUGAACUAUCCUCAGGAGGACAUCCGCAAGGCGGCCAUUGACGCUCUUCAGCAGUUUUGUAUCACAUUUUCGAAGAUUGGCACAAACGAGGGAAGGGAGGCGACGUUGAAGGCCCUCUCCGUUUUUGUUCCGAAAUUGUCGGAAUUGAUCAGGUUGGAUGACGAGAGGUCGGUCGCCAUUUCGGCUCUCGAUGCCUUUUCGGAGUUGCUCAAGGAGAUCAAAUCCUUGGUCCUUGUCAGCGAGGGUCACAAGGACGCCAUCGUGAACUGCGUCAUAGAAGUGAUGACUGGUAAAACCGAAUGCCAGGAUCAAGACGAAGCCGAAGAGGAGAAUGCCGAGGCCGAGCAGGACGAGCUUUUGAUCGAGUGCGCCGGCGACGUCUUCACGAACUUUGGGAAGAUCAUUCCCCCUGAAGAUUUCGCGUGUUACUUCCAGACUGUCCUCCCGUUGCUUCUUGAGAAAUUGAAGAAGAACAAGUCGGUGGCGCAGAGGUCCUUUGGGGUCGGCACAAUUUCGGAGUGCCUUUCUGGUUUGAAGCACCUUACGGCUCGCUUCGUACCGCAACUGCUGCCAACAUUCCUCAAGCUUGCCAACGACCCCAGCUCCGAAGUUCGAAAUAACGCCUUCUACGGAAUCGGCGAGCUCGCCCUCAACGGCAAGGAGGCAGUAUAUCCGCAUUAUUCGGAGAUUCUUCAAGCUCUCUCAAGCGCCAUCGCUAAAGAGACUUACGGAGGGGCUCGCGACAACGUGGUGGGUGCCAUUGCUCGUCUCGUUACAACGAAUUACAACAUAAUACCGCUGGACCAAGUGUUCCCGGUGUUCAUUGAACAGCUUCCUCUGAAGGAUGACCUCAAUGAGAACAAGGCCGUCUUUGAGAGCAUCCUUGUUCUCUACAGAGACGGCCAUGCCAUAUUGCGGCCGCAUAUGCAGAAACUCCUGCAGGUGGCCAUUGGCGUGUUGCACGAGAAAAACGGAACCGACGAUGAGACGAAGAGGCUCGUCGUCGAGUUUUUGAAAUCGGCCCAGCGAGAUUUCCCCAACGAGUGGAACGCCACGUUCUCCGAGGUGCCGCCCGAAGUCGUGGCAGAAGUGCAGAAGGCGUUCUCGUAGACCGUUCUCGACUUCAAGACUACCCUUGAAGCUACAUUUUUACCUCCAGGCACGGUCCGGAACUCCCUCGCCUUUGAGACUGCGCCGAGACUCGCGUUUCCUCCGGUACCCUCUCUCGUCAACGAGCACCCUCCCGAAGUCCGUGAAUACAGACCCCUUUUGCAAAUUUUACACUUCGUUUCCCGGCUCGGCAUUCCCGUCCUGAGACCGACGUUCCCGUUCACUAUUAGUUCGAGUCUUGAUGCACUAAUGCGAGUUUCGUAGCGGUCUUCGGACCCUGGUAGAUUUUCCAAUUGACGCCGCGCAACUCUCUCCCUCGCUCGGUUUCCGUGGAGGAUCUGGAAGGGAACCGUCGUUAAAAAUUAUCCCAAGGGGGGAGAUACACGCGACACGUUUUCCUAUUUAUUACGAAGCUACUCUAAUGUCCGGUGCUCGGUUAAGCCAGCCCGCGAUACCAGCGACUGGUCGGAAAUUCCCGGAAAGUAGAUCGGCGAUCACCUCGUGAUCCGCGUAGGCUCUUCAGUUUCUUGCGCGCUUGUACGGCUAUGAACUUUGCGGGCGGCAUAUAGGGAAGAAGCCGAGGCCAAAGUCUAGUCAACAUUAUUAACCCUUCUAUUGGAACGAACGCUUGGAAACGUGCCUACUCGCAUCGCAGGUGGCGCUCCGGUCGGACACGGUACCGCAUGCACUUGCUCCUCUCGCGCAACUAGAUCUGCAUCGGACUUCGGUCGAAUAGCUAAUUUGUACUUUGUGCUACAAUAUCCCCUGGCUCCCUUGAUUCUGCCUCGUCCUCGGGACUGCUGCAUCGGCACCGUUUUGUUAAUCGAGGACCAUUCUCGACGCGUUUAUACAUGCAGUUACAGUUACAAUGAUAUCAAAAUUGUACGUGUACAUUGGAAUUGAAUGUAUCCUCGCGAAUAAUAAAGAAUUCUGUAUUUUU